UGAUGUUGGCAGUAAAAGCAAGAGCUGAUGAGUAGGAGCCAAACUGGAAAAUAAAAGCCUCUUGGUUCUAGCACUCCAGAGGGUAGGGAGGAAGUCUUUGGACUUUUAAAUAAACUGUGGAGGAUUGAGUGGUGACAACCUCCCCAUGAGAGGACCUCCUCCACCCAUCCGCAGAGGAGGAAAAGAGUAAGCACAAGAAGUGCCUGAUGCACAGCCCCAACUCCUACUUCAUGGAUGUGAAGUGUCCAGGAUGCUACAAAAUCACCACCACCUUUAGCCAUGCACAAACAGUAGUUUUGUGUGUUGGCUUCUCCACUGUCCUUUGCCAGUGUAUAGGAGGAAAAGCAAGGCUUACAGAAGGCUGCUCCUUCAGAUGGAAGCAAAACUAAAAGCACCCUGAUGGAAUUAAGGUCUUAAUACUAUUUGGAAGCAAUGACCAAGUUUGUAACUGUCACUGAAUAU
Molecule: messenger RNA, 462 nt
Organism: Zalophus californianus (California sea lion)
Lineage: Eukaryota; Metazoa; Chordata; Mammalia; Carnivora; Otariidae
Product: 40S ribosomal protein S27-like
Exons: 2
Coding region: 207-389 (60 amino acids)
Biological process (GO): translation; ribosomal small subunit assembly
Cellular component (GO): ribosome; cytosolic small ribosomal subunit
Molecular function (GO): RNA binding; structural constituent of ribosome
Source: RefSeq, a predicted model, not a curated record